AUGGCUGGGAGAGGGAAACCACGCAAGGCUAAGAGUCUCGACACUGAAUGUGUUAAGAGUCCAACUAGAGCUGAGGAAACAAGAUGUUCAGGAAGAAGCUUCACAGAAGACAAGCACAAUGGCACCAUGAAAGAACAGAAACCAAAGAAAAGGCAGCAGAAGAAUCCAACCCACAACGAGGAGAAGCAGUCUGUACAGAGCAUCCAAAUUGAAAAGCCCACAAAAUAUUUCCCGGAGGAGGAGAUCGGAAAGCCGCAAAAGACAUCUAAAGACAUCACAAGGGCCUCUGUCCGGGGCACGAAGGCCAAAAGCUGUGCUGGGAGGGCCAAAUCACCUGAGCAAUUUGCAGAGGAGACAAUGAAGACCCAACCAGAGAUACCUAAAGACAAAACAAAGGCUUCUCCAAAAACAAAAACAGCAAAACCCCGUAAUGGUAAGGCAAAAUCACCAGAACCGAUUGCAGAGGAGACAAUGAAGACACAACCAGAGAUACCUAAAGACACAACAAAGGCUUCUCCAAAAACAAAAACAGCAAAACCACAUAAUGGUAAGGCAAAAUUACUAGAGCAAAUGGUAGAGGAGAUAAAGAUGACACAACCAGAGACCUGUAUAAAGUAUUCUGUACAGUUCAUCGAAGCAAAAACUUGUGCCGGCACAAUAAAAUCACCAGAGGAGGUAAUGAAGAAGAGACAAAAAUCAUUUGAAAGCAUCACAAAAGCUUGUGAACCACAAGACAAGGUCGGAGUGGACUCAAUCCUCUACACAACUCUGGAAAAGCUGAGGAUUAGGAGGAACGACAGAUCUGAUGCAUCAAAAGUCAUCAAUGACAUUAUAAAAAGUAUAGUCGAGCAUUUGAAAAAGAACUCUCAAUCCUUUCAAGAAGUACAAGAACCACUACGUACUGGAAGUUACUAUGAAAAUCUAAAGAUUUCUAGCCCUGAUGAAUUUGAUGUCAUGCUGCCAAUGCCUGUCACCCGAGUGGACAUUCAACCAUUUGGAGAUGAUGGAGCCUUUUACAGUGUGGCAUUAAAACGUGGCAAGAGUCCUCUGCACAAAUUUCAGGAUGAGACCGGCAUUUUAUCUGCCAGUGAAAUGCUCAAGGAGUUCAGGGAAGAAGUAACGAAAUGUGUCAAGCCAUUUAAAGAAUGGGUAUUGACAAGAAAGAAAAAAGGCUGUCCAGCAGUGACCCUGACCACAGAAGUCAAUUCAGUCACCAUCUCGCUGGAUUUUGUUCUCUGUUUAGUGGUUAAAUCAAGCUGGCCACCUUUCACCAAAGAUGGCUUAAAGAUAGAGGGUUGGCUGGGAACCAAAGUGAGGCAGAAAUACAAGUACUUACCAUAUUACCUUGUCCCAAAAUACGAGGGCAAGGGUACAGUGGAAUGUGAUGGAGUCCUUGCUAAAGAUAUUUGGCGGGUUUCAUUCUCUCACGUUGAGAAGGACAUACUGAAGAAUCACGGAUCGGAGAAGACAUGCUGUGAAGAAGCCGGAGUACGCUGCUGCAGGAAAGACUGUUUGAAGCUGCUGAAACACCUCCUGAGUUUGCUGAAGGAAAGGGAGUCAUUUGACAAGUUCUGCUCCUAUCACGCCAAGACCACGCUCUUGCAUGCCUGCUGCUCCAGAACUAAAGACACUGACUGGCAGGCCUUAAAUCUGGGUCACUGCUUUCAGAUUUUCCUUAAAGAGUUUGAAGGCCACCUGCAAAAAGGUGUACUCCACAACUUCUUUAUCCCAACACAGAACCUGCUCUCUGGUGUUAGAGAGGAAAAGUGCAGAAGUCUGGCUCAGUGUAUCAGGAAUGAACGGUACAAUGGCUUUCCCAUUUUCAAGUGAAAACUUCACAACAAAUAUGAAGUCAUUGGUGUGCGACUGUUCAG
Molecule: messenger RNA, 1874 nt
Organism: Scomber scombrus (Atlantic mackerel)
Lineage: Eukaryota; Metazoa; Chordata; Actinopteri; Scombriformes; Scombridae
Gene: cgasa
Product: cyclic GMP-AMP synthase a
Exons: 5
Coding region: 1-1830 (609 amino acids)
Biological process (GO): positive regulation of defense response to virus by host; DNA damage response; paracrine signaling
Cellular component (GO): site of double-strand break; nucleus; cytosol
Molecular function (GO): double-stranded DNA binding; chromatin binding; 2',3'-cyclic GMP-AMP synthase activity
Source: RefSeq, a predicted model, not a curated record